UUAAGAGACAUGGCAUACAUUUUGACGAGAUUUGUUGAGUUUUUGAUUGGAUUUUUUUACCCAAUUGAAUUACAAGCUAAAAACAAAUAAACAUUUCUUUUUGGUUUGGAAAAUGUUAGAAUUAUAAUUUUCAACAAUGCCGAGAGUUCUACCAUUAAGAAUAUCUAUCAAAGACUGUUUUGUUUUAGUUCUUUUAGUUAUUUUCAAUACGAUACAUAUAACUGACAUGGCAAAUAACAACAUGGAUAUACAAAGUAAAGAGAAAAAAAUAAAGGGUGAAAUUAUUGAAAAAGGAGUAAGUUUUAGUGAAAGCGAAGAAGAUUACUUGAAGGACUGCCCUUCUUUGAAUCAGGAAAAUAUAGCUGAAUGUUCCUCACUAAACUAUCCGUGUGUGUCUUGUGACCGAAGCAUAGAUUGUCGAUACGGCGGUCAGUACGAGUACAACUGCACAGUGAAACCAAAAGUCGUUUGUAAUGGCAGCAAAACAUUUAAUAGAACAGCAAUGUGCCGCUUUUGCUAUCAGACUGAGAAGUGGGAGCAUAGAUGUGAUCAAAAAGCAAACUGCAACUCCCUCUCAUCACCACUCAACUACUAUCUAACAAAUUGCACAGUGUCUGAUGACAUUUUAUGUUUGGGAAGACGAAGAUUCCUGAAGAAAAUAAGGUGCUCAUGGACUGCUGGCACUCGUUGGGGCACGGCAGUCAUUCUUGCCCUUACCCUUGGUGGAUUUGGGGCAGAUAGGUUUUACCUCGGUCAUUGGCAGGAGGGGAUCGGGAAACUGUUUAGCUUUGGAGGUCUUGGAGUUUGGACCCUUGUUGAUGCUUUGUUGAUUGGAAUACACCAUCUGGGACCUGCUGAUGGGUCUUUGUUCAUAUAGACUAGUUUCAUUAGGUAAUAUAUUGUUAUAGACUGA
Molecule: messenger RNA, 913 nt
Organism: Amyelois transitella
Lineage: Eukaryota; Metazoa; Arthropoda; Insecta; Lepidoptera; Pyralidae
Gene: amx
Product: TM2 domain-containing protein almondex
Exons: 4
Coding region: 137-877 (246 amino acids)
Source: RefSeq, a predicted model, not a curated record